GGGAGUCUGCCAGAGGCCUUGGCCUGACCUCACUUCACACCCAAGGAGAAGAAAACUAAAGCAAUAGAGCUCAUCUGCAAAAGUUUUCCAUUUAGAGCUCUGGAGGGUCGGGCCACUUUGUACUCUUGUCUCUCUCUCUGCUAGCACGGGGGUCGAAUGAACUGAGAUAGUUCCUGAUUUGUCACUCGCCCAGGCAUCUCUGUAGCUCCAGCACCUAACACUGACAUUAGCAUAAAGGAAGCGUCCAAUGAACGUUUGAAUGAAUGAAACGGGCUGGGAACUAGAGUGAGCGGGAAGCCACUUGGAAAACACCCAUUUGAGGAGGUGUUUCAUCUAGGCCUGUGAAACGCGGCAGAUUUUCCCAGGACCCCUCCUCCCUUUCCCUCGGCUCCGCCUCCUGACCCCUUCAUUCCCCGUCCCUGGAGUAAUCCCCUCCGGUUUUCCUCAGUCUCCACGUACGUCCCUCAGGGCGCGUCCCAAAACCCGGAUAACCGGAGCACUCCCCAUGGACCAGACGGAGGGCUCGCCCGCGGAGGAGGUGCCUGCGCAUGCUCCAUCGCUUGGAAAAUUUGGUGAGCGGCCUCCACCUAAACGACUUACUAGGGAAGCUAUGCGAAAUUAUUUAAAAGAGCGAGGAGAUCAAACAGUACUUAUUCUUCAUGCAAAAGUUGCACAGAAGUCAUAUGGGAAUGAAAAAAGGUUUUUUUGCCCUCCUCCUUGUGUGUAUCUUAUGGGCAGUGGAUGGAAGAAAAAAAAAGAACAAAUGGAACGGGAUGGUUGUUCUGAACAAGAGUCUCAACCAUGUGCAUUUAUUGGAAUAGGAAAUAGUGACCAGGAAAUGCAACAGCUGAACUUGGAAGGAAAGAACUAUUGCACGGCCAAAACAUUGUAUAUAUCUGAUUCAGACAAGAGAAAGCACUUCAUGCUGUCUGUAAAGAUGUUCUACGGCAAUAGUGACGACAUCGGUGUGUUUCUCAGCAAGCGGAUAAAAGUCAUCUCCAAACCUUCCAAAAAGAAGCAGUCAUUGAAAAAUGCUGACUUAUGCAUUGCCUCAGGAACAAAGGUGGCUCUGUUUAAUCGACUUCGAUCCCAGACAGUUAGUACCAGAUACUUGCAUGUAGAAGGAGGUAAUUUCCAUGCCAGUUCUCAGCAGUGGGGAGCAUUUUACAUUCAUCUCUUGGAUGAUGAUGAGUCGGAAGGAGAAGAAUUCACAGUCCGCGAUGGAUACAUCCAUUAUGGACAAACAGUCAAACUUGUGUGUUCAGUUACUGGCAUGGCACUCCCGAGAUUGAUAAUCAGGAAGGUUGAUAAGCAGACCGCAUUAUUGGAUGCAGAUGAUCCUGUGUCACAGCUCCAUAAAUGUGCAUUUUACCUUAAAGAUACAGAAAGAAUGUACUUGUGCCUUUCUCAAGAAAGAAUAAUCCAGUUUCAGGCCACUCCAUGCCCAAAAGAACCAAAUAAAGAGAUGAUAAAUGAUGGAGCUUCCUGGACAAUCAUUAGUACGGAUAAGGCAGAGUAUACAUUUUACGAGGGGAUGGGCCCUGUCCUUGCCCCAGUCACACCUGUGCCUGUCGUAGAAAGUCUUCAGUUAAAUGGCGGUGGAGACGUGGCAAUGCUUGAACUUACAGGACAGAAUUUCACUCCAAAUUUACGAGUGUGGUUUGGGGAUGUAGAAGCUGAAACUAUGUACAGAUGUGGAGAGAGUAUGCUCUGUGUCGUCCCAGACAUUUCUGCAUUCCGAGAAGGUUGGAGAUGGGUCCGGCAGCCAGUCCAGGUUCCAGUAACUUUGGUCCGUAAUGAUGGAAUCAUUUAUUCCACCAGCCUUACCUUUACCUACACGCCAGAACCAGGGCCACGGCCACAUUGCAGUGCGGCGGGAGCAAUCCUUCGAGCCAAUUCAAGCCAAGUGCCCCCUAAUGAAUCGAACACAAACAGCGAGGGAAGUUACACAAAUGUCAGCACAAAUUCAACCAGUGUCACAUCAUCGACAGCAACAGUCGUGUCCUAACUACCGUCUUUUUGCUAGGACUCACACUGACUCGAGUGCGGCAAAAUGUUGACAAAAAAAAAAAAAGAAAGGAAAAAAAAUGAACAAUCUUUUGUGGUUUCUUGGGAAAACUUUUCAUACCAGGUGAUACGAUUCAAAAACCCCCUUACCUGCAAGUGCUGAUAUGAAGUGCAGAAGCCACAGUCAAACAAAACAAACACAUCAAAAUGAAAAAACUUUCGGAAAUUGAUUUUUUUAGCUGUUAUUUUUGUUUGGUUGGUUUUUGCUUGGUUUUGUUUAAAUGGGCAAGAAAUAGACAUGUGGCUGGAGUAAAACCUAAUCAAACUAGAAGACAAAAAUCUAACAUAGUUUUUAUGGACCAAGGAACUUGUAUAAGCUUUAGCAAAAGGUACAUUUUCACCAUACCUUUUUUAUAUCACAGUAUAUAGUACACCUUUGUUACCAAAUAGGUGGUUCUCCUCCCCACCCCCUUUGAGCUUUUGCUCCCAAGUCCAUUCAGGUUCCAGGCCUGGCCAUGCUUGUUUAAUCUAACCACCACCAUACUCUUCCAGGUCUUUUUGGUCUAAGGCUGGAACUGUUCUUUUUAUUUUAUUAUUUUUUUUAAAGCUGAAGUCUUGUGACUUUUAAUGAGUCGAAAUUGUUUUGAUUUCAGCAAGUCAAAUCUUGUAAAGGUCUGCGUAUUUUUUUUAAGAUUAUAUGAAGUCUGUGCAAAAGCUUUAAAAAAAAAAUGCCUCUGCCUUGCCUGCAAUACAUGCAACGUAUGUUAACUUAGCCUCUCUUCUCAGACACCAGUUGAUAGUUAUUUCUGUGUGUUCCUUUUUUUUAAACAAUGUAUUUAUAGUGGUAAUCCAAGAGGUUCUACUCUGUACCUGGAAUCCUGUGGGGCCGUUUCGUUGCUAAGGAGUUAAUGGCAUGGAACAUGGUGGGUUUGCAGUGUUCCUCCCGUUUCGGUGCAGAAAUCUGUCCGUGCAUUCCAGGAUUUGUUCAGGUCCCCACCAUCACCACCCCCACCCCCGAAUCUUGUACAUAACUUGUAUUAUGUGUAAGUUAAACAUUUUAUUUUGAACUUGGAAUGUUUCCCAUGACUUCAUUUAGCAGGGUGUUCUCCGUUGUUGACAUGUGACAAGAAAAUAUCAUGAGAAAUAUUUGCUACCUAUUGGUGGAUGGUGCCCAGUUGGUAGAUGGUGCCCUUAUUGUACAAUGAGGAAAAUCUCAGCAAAAGCAUGUUUCUAUUUACUUUCUUUCGUUCUUUCUUUUUUUUUUUUUUUUUGUAGCCUAGGCCAAACCAUUGUAACCUUAAAACAAGAUGCUUUUUACUAGGUGACCAACUAAAAGAGCUGAAAGACAGUACUUUAGGAACAGUUAGUUGUAAGGUUAUAAAUAUGCAAACGUAAUUUAUCUUUCCAUUUCUCUCCCGGCCUUUUUUUUUUUUUUUUUUUUUUUAAAAUCUUCUCUUCCUUCCCCAGUACUGAGUGUCUUCACAGAUGUCUCUCCUGCUCAGAGAGAAUUUCUCCUCCAUUUAGUUAAGAGUUGAUUCCGUUUAGGGUUGUGUGCUGGCAGUGCGUGCUGGGCUCACUGGUUUUACACCGCUUCCGUUCCUGCACUUUGGUCAUGUCUUUGUUCGGUUCUUAGAAAUCGCAGCUCCCAUUGAGCUGCAUGUGGUCCAGGCACUGUGUGUGUGACGUUACAGGACGUGGUCUGGUCAUAACAAUCAUCUUUCCUAGAGUAAAAACUACCUCUAGAUUGUGGUAAGCUUUUACUGUCCCAUAAAAAGGAGCCACAAGUACCUUAAGAAUGCAAAACUGUAACUUCCUACAGCGUUUCCAUACAGAAAUUGUCUUUCUGGUGUCUUGGGCUAUUUUGAAAAGUUUUCAUUGGUAGACUUUUAAAACCAUCAUUGUUAGUAGCUUUUUUAUCCCCCCAGCUUUGAUAUCUUCAUCACUUGUUGUUUUGCUCCGACUAUGCCAUUGUAAAUACAAUUCCUAACAUCUUUAAAUCGCGUUUUCCUCAGUUUUCAAGGGGAAAGUCAUUUGUAAAACACGUUGUGGUUUUCUCUUUCCUGCAAGCCUUUUUAAUUACUCACAGGCUGCGUUAUACUAUAUACAGCCUUUCUCUCUUCAAGUCUGCUCCAGUCACUGGCUUCUCUUGUAAGCUAAUCCUGCCUCACACUUUAAAUCUGUUUCAGUGACCAAGGGCAGAAUUCAUUGUGGCCUUAUCUUCCUUUGUUUUAACUGUUUACUGGCUUUUUCUUGCAAAUUUGCUUAUUUCUGAGUAGUAUUUAUUCUUUCCUCUUUUGAGUCUAGACGUAGUCUUUACACAGUGCUAAAAAGAGAGGGCAGAGAUGUUUUCAGUGCUUUACUUUGAAUGGGCCACAAGCUUCCUCCACUUCCCAAGUUUGGUAUUUAGUUAUGAAAUUAUAUUAAAUUAACUGAUAAUGGAUGAGAUGCUUUUGAAAAACAAGCUAUUCCUUACCCAGCAUUGCAACUCAAAAUAACUUUUCGAGUAUAUGGCUUUAUUAAAAUGAACCUUGGCUUUUUUUUUUUUUUUUUUACUGUUUAAUUGUAUCUAAUUUUGGUUCUUUGUUUAUUUCAAUAAGAUAAUUGAAAUAUUAGACUGUAAACCCUUUUCUUUUUUUUUUUUUUUUUUUGAAAAGUCUAAGAAUGUACUUAUACAGGCAUUUCCCCCCACUACUUUAUGCCAUUCUUCAUACCACAAACUAAAGACUGAAAUGAUUUGUCUGUUGUGGCUUAUUGUUUAUCAGUAGUUCUUUUGUCAGCUGCUUAAAAAAAAAGUUUGUGAAUGGUUUUCUGUGUAAUUACAGGAUCCUUGUCCUCUGGUUAUAGUAGAACGUAGCCCCUCCCCCAAAAGGUGGCAUUAUUAGAGAUGCUGGCCAUUUACCCUCAUAAAGACUCAGAACGGUAACCACUUCAGUUAAAGUAUAGUAGUUUUUUGUUUUUUAAAGUUCUGUUUUAGAAGUGUAUCCUAUAGAGGCUCAUGAUUUCUAUGCAGUUUCUACAAAUGCACAUAGAAGCCGAGUCUGUUGUCCAGUAUGUUUUUAUUAGUUCCAUCGAAUUGAUCACAUAGAUUGGGAAGGCAAGCUAAAAGCUUUAAACGUAAAAUGCCCUUUUUAUUUUGAAUGGUUUCAGAGUUGAACACUAGUAGAAUAUUUAACCUGCUGCUGACUUUUCUUAAACUGUGGCAACUAAAGGCAUCCUCAUAUACGUAUUAAUUAGUGAAAUAUUUGUCACUCUUACUGCACAGACUUGUUUGCAGUUAUAAACUGGUUAGGGUCAUUUUGUUGUUUUUAAUGAAACUAGUACCAUCUGUGCCCUCACAGGAAAUUUCCAACACAGUUUUUAAGAACUAAACUAACCAGUCAUGUUUAAUCCGAUAAUCCACCCUGGAGGGGUGGGGGGCGGGGGUGGUGGUGGUGGUUCCUUUUUGAAACAAAAAUGUCAUUCAAUUAUUAACCAAAUUACUUACUUUUGAUUUCAAAAGCAGCUGUGUUUUUGAUGAGUACUGAACAAAUGUGUGUAAUUUUCUGUGCCAGACUUUUUUGACUUUGUUUUCAAGCACUGUAAUGUGGGAUGGAUGAUUAGAAACAAUAAUAUAUUAGGGUUUCUAUUUAACCCUUUCAGGACUGAACUGUAUCUCCUUUUAUUAAUUUUUCCCUGUGUCGUGAUAAAUGUUUGCCAGCAUUCAGUACUGUGUUGGUCCAGAUGUAGGUUUAUAUGCUCAUUUUUAGCUUAUUUCUUGUACCUUGCAGCAUGCUCUACGCAUUCAGUCCUUAAGGGGUUUAUUUUACAAACUGUGCGCCUGUAAGGUUUAUUAGCAAUAAGAUAGAAAAUUGAGCAAGUUUAUACCAUAAUUUUGUAGAAAAAAGAAUCUGCUCAGUUCCAUAUUUCAUCCAUGAGAAACCUGCAAUACGAGCAGUUUCAAGAAAUAAAUAAAAAGGAAAUGUAAACCAUUGUAAAAGUCUUCUGUUGGAUGUGCCUGAUGCAUGUAUUAUCGUCUUUGAUUUCAGAAUACUUCAUAAAGAUGAAAUUAAAUUCCAUGUU
Molecule: messenger RNA, 6066 nt
Organism: Sus scrofa (pig)
Lineage: Eukaryota; Metazoa; Chordata; Mammalia; Artiodactyla; Suidae
Source: RefSeq, a predicted model, not a curated record